UUGGCCCCAGGAAGCCCCAGCCUGCCAGCACCUGUUCCAGGAUCCAGUUCCCAGCGCAGUAUGGCAUCCACGCUGCCUGGCCAGACCUUGCCCUUGGCUCUGAUACUGCUGGCUCUCCUGGCUCCCGGGGCUGCAGACUUCAACAUCUCAAGCCUCUCAGGUCUGCUGUCUCCGGCACUAACAGAAAGCCUACUAGUUGCCUUGCCUCCAUGUCACCUCACAGGAGGAAACGCCACACUGAUGGUCCGGAGAGCCAACGACAGCAAAGUGGUUAAAUCAAGCUUUGUGGUGCCUCCAUGCCGUGGGCGCAGAGAGCUUGUGAGCGUGGUGGACAGUGGGGCUGGCUUCACCGUCACUCGACUCAGUGCAUAUCAGGUGACAAACCUGACUCCAGGAACCAAAUACUACAUAUCCUACCGAGUACAGAAGGGGGCAUCCACUGAAUCCAGCCCAGAGACCCCAAUGUCCACACUUCCUAGGAAGAACAUGGAGUCCAUCGGGUUAGGAAUGGCCCGGACGGGAGGCAUGGUGGUCAUCACAGUAUUGCUGUCUGUCGCCAUGUUCCUGUUGGUCGUCGGCCUUAUUGUUGCUUUGGCACUGGGUGCCCGCAAAUGAGGGCUCUCCUGCAUCAUAGGCUCCGCCAAGAAGUCCAGCCUGCCUCCUCCCAUUGUUUUUUU
Molecule: messenger RNA, 677 nt
Organism: Acomys russatus (golden spiny mouse)
Lineage: Eukaryota; Metazoa; Chordata; Mammalia; Rodentia; Muridae
Gene: Upk2
Product: uroplakin 2
Exons: 5
Coding region: 61-615 (184 amino acids)
Biological process (GO): epithelial cell differentiation
Cellular component (GO): apical plasma membrane
Source: RefSeq, a predicted model, not a curated record